AUGAUCAACUUGACAACCGGAUCGCACGGACCAGACGGAGGUGUGGCAGAAUUCCAGAAGCAGAGGAAGCACAAGAACACAUACGACAGCGCGUCUGGUCCCACACUUGACCACAGCAAUCCAUCAAGCCAUGAUGGCGAUGAUGACGAAGGUCUAUGCUGUUCUCUGAGCGAAGUGGCGGCUCCGGAACCCGUGCAAAGAAUCUCGCCAGAAGAGCAGACACGUCGGCCCUCUCUUGAGCAACGACUUUCGGAUACGUCGAAAUCAGGACAUGGGACGGAAGACGAUAUCUAUGAGGGUUUGAGCGAGCUUACAGCACCAGAACCAACAGAGGUGUUGUUGGAAAGCGAGAUGGCAAGGUGUCUCUCGCGUGAGCGUAACCUCUCGCGCUAUCAUUAUGAGAACCAAUGA
Messenger RNA from Aspergillus caelatus, 411 nucleotides. RefSeq lists its product as uncharacterized. The record is from RefSeq and is a predicted model, not a curated record. Bases 1 to 411 code for a protein of 136 amino acids. The transcript has a single exon. Lineage: Eukaryota; Fungi; Ascomycota; Eurotiomycetes; Eurotiales; Aspergillaceae.